This is a messenger RNA of Carassius carassius (crucian carp), 3318 nucleotides long. Its product is annotated as TLC domain-containing protein 2. The record is from RefSeq and is a predicted model, not a curated record. Lineage: Eukaryota; Metazoa; Chordata; Actinopteri; Cypriniformes; Cyprinidae. The transcript is spliced from 4 exons. The coding region runs from base 385 to 1119 and encodes 244 amino acids. Gene Ontology annotation, cellular component: plasma membrane. Gene Ontology annotation, biological process: regulation of membrane lipid distribution; phospholipid homeostasis; membrane assembly.
AAAGCGAAAAAGUUACACAAGCGUCAGGAUUUUGUAACACACACAUUAGCUACUUUUUAUUUGUUGCCACUCGUGAUUGAGCCACCAUCACUGUCUUCUAAGCUUUACAUCGGACCGAGAAAACUGAGCACUGAAGCAAAAAGCAUAGUUUUUUUUUAAUUAACAAAGAUAGAAUAAUCGAGCAAUUUUUAAUUAUACAAGGACUUUACCUACGGUGACGACCCAGUCUUAUAUGUUUGGAUCACUGAAAGUGAAAAUGAAAUAAAUACAAACAACCGGGAUGUAUUUUUUGAUUAAAUAACAGAUAAAACGCGUAACUGGUAGCUCUAGACGCGCGCGACAGAUUCGGGUAGUGACAACGAGACAGAAGCGCGCGCUUAAAAUAUGGAGUUGAAUUCAGUGAUUUUGACCACUGGAUCCUCGGUAGGCUUUUUCAAAUUAGUAAACUAUGGAAUCGGCAAACUUCCCAUCCCCGAAACAGCACAGAGGAACGUUUGGAAAUGGAAAAACAUCUCCACGUCUUUCGUACACAGCCUCCUAACUGGAGUGUGGUCUGUGCUUUGUUUUUGCAUGCAUCCCCAGAUGGCUGAGGAUUUGAUAGAAACACACUCCGUUUUCUCUCACGCCUUGGUAUCUGUAUCAAUCGGUUAUUUUAUAUAUGACUUCUUUGAUAUGGUUAUCAACCAGAAGAUCAGUCAUUCAUGGGAGCUCCUUUUCCACCAUGUUGUGGUGAUCACCUGUUUCGGGAUCUCGGUGUUGACCUAUAGGUAUGUGGGUUUUGCAGUGGUGGCUCUGUUGGUGGAGAUCAAUUCAAUCUUUCUGCACCUGAGGCAAGUGCUCCGCAUGGCCAGCUUGGCCAAAAGUACAUUUUACCGAGUCAACAGCAUGAUAAACCUGGGCACCUAUGUAGUGUUUCGUAUCAACACUCUGGCCUGGAUGACCCGCUGGCUGGUGCUGAAUCGUGACCUCAUCCCCUUGGUCAGCUACACCAUCGGCAGCGUGGGUCUGGCCAUCAUGACUGCCAUGAACAUUGUGCUGUUUUACCGUCUGAUGAGAAGUGACUUCAUGAAGUCUAGCCGUGAGAAGGAGGUGAGCAAAGAGAAGGAAAAAGAAAUGUAGGAAGCGGACUCCUCUCACUCUAGUUUCAGUUCCAACCAAAUCCGCUCAUCGUCACCAUUCCCUCACUUUGGGGAAAAUGUCUUUUUCAACGCGCUGACUUCAUUCCUGCAACACCUGAUUGUCAACUAGACCGAAGUUCUAGGCACCUUUACUUAAACUCACGUAGACCUCAAGCUGUGCUAAGCUUUUUAUGAUGGCUGUUGUCAGGUUUACAGAUGUGUAAAAUAAUGGACGACAUAUGUUUAUACAUGCAACUUGAUGCUUAAAUACACAUGCAUGAUAUAUCCAAUGGCUCAAAACUUAUGUUAUAAUGUAAUAAGUUCAAAUGAACUUGAUCUGCUUCUUUUAAUCUAAUCAUAUGCUUAUGUUGAGAUUUGAGAGCUUGGUUUAUUUAUUAAAACCUAAGCUAAAACUGUUUUCUAGCCUCUAACACCUACAGCUGCUACCUCAUGAGCUUGUAGCAGUAGCAUCCUAAUUCUAUACGGUUUAUAAAUGGACAGUUCAUGCAAAUGAAAAAGCUCUUCUGUGGAACACAACUGGAGACAUUUUGUUCUUGCUGCUCUAUUUCAUACAAAGUAAUGAAAGUGUAUUGCUACUUGGGCUGUCAAGUUCUAACAUCAUCAUAAAAGUCAUGUAACAGUUGCCCAUUUGAUAUAUUUGAAGUCUUUUGAAGCCCUAUUAUAGAUUCGAUGACUGGUAUUUCAUUUUUUGGUGAACUGAUGGAAUUCCAUUACAGCUUGUUUUUAGUUUAAAUUCUCUGUACUGACUAGAAAUAAUUAAUGAAGUGACCAUGAACAGGAAGUACUGUAUUCUGCAAGGUUGGGGUAAACAUGACUGUAGUUUUACCUUGUGGAUGAAUACCACUAUUCUCAGUUGAUCUGUUACCCUUUAAGUGGAGAAUCAGAAUCUUGAUGCUGGAGUCUUCACAACAGCUAUCAGGAUUGAAACACUCCUGCUCAUUACAUGUCAUUACAACUGAACAAUACAUGUGGGGUUUGAGAUCUGACAGGAUCGUUGUUGCACAAAUCAUGCCUAUAGGUGGCACUACACACGUACACAACAGUGACCUCAUGUGCGAUUAUGCUAUUAUUUAAUAAAAGAGGCGAUGAUUAAAGCGGAACUAAUUUUGAUUUAAAUACGAUGAACCUUUUUAAAAAAAAUAAAAGUUUGUAAUUUUGUUUAUUUUUGUUUAAUUUUGAAUUUUUUGUAAUUUAUUUGUACUUCAUGUCAUUGAUUGUAAUGGUUGGAGGCAAAUUGCAAAAAAAAAAAAAAGGUAGCUUUUGAGAACAAAAUGAAUGAUGGAAAAAUAUGUUGUGAUUUUGUUGGUGGUAAACAAAGGUCCUGGUCAGGUGUACUAAAGUCAAGGCAUUUAUUUAGCUGCUUUAUGUACUCUGUGCCAUUGAGAUUGUAGACUGAAUUCUAAUUCUAAUUUGAUUGGGCAUUAGUGGCUUGUCUGUCUGGCGGGAAAGUUUACACUCUGAAACCACAUGUAGCAUCACCGACUUGUGCCACAAAACUAUUUUUUAUUCAUGAUGUUUAAUUGCAUUUUAAUCUGGUGUACUCCUGCCUUAUUUUUACUGUUUGAAGGAGGGAUAAAUAACUAAGGGAAAAAAAGCUACUCGCAUUGAAAUUAAAAUGACUUUUAGCAAGCAAGUGAAAAAUAGAAAAAUGUGCACUGAAAUGGCAAAACUUUUGAGGUUUGUUGGCAGCUUCAUAUUGAGACUGUGCUUGUAUAUUUGCUUCCUUAGUGAGGUAACUGGUAUCUCAGUGUAUAUGGGGUAUACAUUUUUGUUUUUGAGAGAAAACCGAUGUGACUUUUUAAAGAUCAUUUUAGCAAUGCGGUUGUUCUUCACUUGAGAGUGCAAUUCUGUACUGUGUUUGGUGAAAGAUAAGCAAGUGUUGGAUUGUGGAUCUGAUUUUUAUUUUUGAGCAUAGUGUUGCAGUGUUUUCCAAAGCCGAAAUAAAAAAAAUCACAGCUGGAAAAAGAUAUGUGCCAACAUCCAAGGGAGCAAAAUUAAAGGAAAUUGGUAUUUUCCAUUCGCUCACUUUAUUUUUUUACCCUUGCUGUUUUAGCUAGUCUAAUCAUUUUAAGUUUUAAACAAUUGUAUCUAAAAUGUCUAUAGCAUUUUUAUUUUUGUUUGGAUUAAUUGUUUUGUAAUUAAUAUCAAAGUAAUUUGUAUAUGACCUUUAUAUUGUAAA